Helicoverpa zea (corn earworm) is the source of this 1228-nucleotide messenger RNA. Its product is annotated as odorant receptor 85b-like. Gene Ontology annotation, molecular function: olfactory receptor activity; odorant binding. Gene Ontology annotation, biological process: sensory perception of smell; detection of chemical stimulus involved in sensory perception of smell. The transcript has 8 exons. NCBI's taxonomy places the organism in Eukaryota, Metazoa, Arthropoda, Insecta, Lepidoptera, Noctuidae. Gene Ontology annotation, cellular component: plasma membrane. The record is from RefSeq and is a predicted model, not a curated record. Bases 495 to 1166 code for a protein of 223 amino acids.
UCCUGUUACAUAAAGGGUUACAAAAAGUCUGACACUAUCACGCUGCACCCACAGCGGGAGGGGUCGGUUGGUGAUUUCCCCUAAAAAGGUUGUAAUGAAUUAAAAUUAUCGAUAUAAACAUAAAAAAUGCGAAAGUAAGUUUGCAGAAUUGAUAUGCUUUUACACGAAAACGGCUGAACAAAGGACGAAACUUUGGGUAGUAACUAUUUAGUAAUGUGUGCUUUGGGUAAGAAGCAAGCGAAGUACCAUAAAACAGCUAGUUGGUUACAUUUUAUAUAACUUGUUUCUUUUCAGGCUACUACUGGUGUAACAAUGCUCUCCUGGUGAUCUUCCUGUCGCCGCCCUUUGUGGAGAUCAUCAAGAUAUCCCUAGGCCACAAAGUGCCCCUCAUCUUCCCUUUCUUCUACUGGUUUCCCUUCGAUCCCUUCCAGCGAGGAUAUUAUGAAGUCAUCCUAGCUGCACAGACGUGGCAUGGUUUGAUCACAAUUUGGUUCAUGCUUUGUGGAGACCUGCUGUUCUGCAUAUUCCUGAGCCACAUCACGACGCAGUUUGACCUCCUUGCUGUCAGGGUCCGGAGACUGGUGUAUGUGCCCGUUGAUAAGCAACUCGUUGAUACUUAUCCUUUGGGGGAAUACUGCAAAGACUAUGCGGGACGGAACAAAGAAAUGAUAAAUAUAUUUGACGAUAACGAUUGGGAAGUGAAACAUCAAAGAGAACUGUCCGAUAUCAUUGUACGACAUCGAGCUCUUAUCAGACUGUCCGGCGAUGUGGAAAACAUGUUCAGCUUCGCGUUGCUGGUGAACUUCUUCAACAGUUCCAUCAUCAUCUGCUUCUGUGGCUUCUGUUGUGUUAUAGUAGAGAAAUGGAACGAGUUUGUGUACAAGUCAUUCCUGACGACUGCUUUAUCGCAAACAUGGCCUCUAUGCUGGUAUGGACAGAGACUGCUGGAAUCGAGUGAAGGACUGUCAGAUGCUCUCUACGAAAGCGGCUGGUACAGAGCCUCCAAGAGUGUGAAGAGUUCCAUUCUUAUUAUGUUACACAGGGCCCAAAAGGACGUGCAUGUGACUACGUAUGGAUUUUCAAUUAUUUCACUAGCCAGUUACACCACGAUAAUCAAGACUUCGUGGUCAUACUUCACUUUGCUACUAAAUAUUUACAAAAAGUGAUGGUACUACACACUAUUGCACAUAAUCAGUGUUAAAUAAACAAUGUACAACAAGCUUUGGUA